This is a messenger RNA of Chanos chanos (milkfish), 3194 nucleotides long. RefSeq names its product sarcosine dehydrogenase (gene sardh). The transcript is spliced from 21 exons. Bases 68 to 2857 code for a protein of 929 amino acids. Gene Ontology annotation, cellular component: mitochondrion. The record is from RefSeq and is a predicted model, not a curated record. Gene Ontology annotation, molecular function: protein binding. Lineage: Eukaryota; Metazoa; Chordata; Actinopteri; Gonorynchiformes; Chanidae.
GACAUUUUGGCUUAAUACUUUCCAGAAAACAGCUUUCACCAUCUUGCCAAUCUGCAGCAGAGGUGUCAUGGCGUUCUUGGGGACAGCAGUGCUCAGGGCUGUGGCCUGCAGACAGCCUUUCUCUCCUCUGUGUCGGGUGUCCUCGCGCUGCUACAGCGCCCACACAGACCAAACUACGGAGAAGAGCGUCCCAUAUGAGAAGACCCUUAAACAGGAGGAGAGCGUCAGCGGGCCCACCAAACCCCUGCCCAAGGCGGCCGACGUAGUGGUGAUUGGAGGUGGCAGUCUGGGGUGUCAGACCCUGUACCACUUGGCCAAAAUGGGCUUGACCAACGUGGUGCUGCUGGAGAGGGACAGACUGACUGCCGGCACGACAUGGCACACAGCAGGGUUGCUGUGGCAGCUGAGGCCCAGUGAUGUCGAGGUGGAACUGCUGGCCCACACCAGAAAUGUGAUCAGCUCCGAGCUGGAAAAGGAAACGGGUCUGGAGACCGGUUGGAUUCAAAACGGAGGUCUUUUCAUCGCCUCCAAUAAACAGCGCCUGGAUGAAUAUAAACGCCUUAUGUCGCUUGGGAAGGUGUACGGCAUUGAGUCUUACGUGCUGUCGCCCGCGGAAACGAAGGACCUGUACCCGCUGAUGAACGUGGAUGAUCUCUACGGCACACUUUACGUCCCUAAAGAUGGUACCAUGGACCCUGCUGGCACCUGCACCACUCUGUCUAGAGCCGCAACGGCGCGGGGAGCUACGGUGAUAGAGAAUUGUCCUGUAACAGGUAUUCAAGUGAAAGUAGACGAUCUUGGUGUGAAGAGGGUCAAGGCUGUGGAGACGGCCUUUGGCACCAUUCAGACACCUUGUGUGGUCAACUGUGCAGGUGUGUGGGCUACAAAACUGGGUCAGAUGGCAGGAGUGAAUGUUCCCCUCAUUGCUAUGCAUCAUGCCUAUGUUGUCACCGAAAGGAUUGAAGGCAUUCAGAACAUGCCUAACGUGAGAGACCAUGAUGCGUCCGUCUAUCUCCGUCUCCAAGGCGAUGCCCUGUCUGUAGGAGGUUAUGAGCAGAACCCUAUCUUCUGGGACGAGGUAUCUGAUAAGUUUGCCUUCAGCCUGUUUGACCUGGACUGGGAUGUCUUCAUGCAGCACAUAGAGGGAGCAAUUAACCGAGUGCCCGCCCUGGAACAAACUGGUAUCAAAUCUACUGUCUGUGGACCAGAAUCCUUCACUGCGGACCACAAGCCACUGAUGGGAGAAGCCCCAGAAGUGAGGGGAUUUUUCUUGGGCUGUGGAUUUAACAGUGCAGGUAUGAUGCUAGGUGGAGGCUGUGGUAAAGAGUUGGCUCAUUGGAUCAUCCAUGGCCGUCCCGAGAAGGAUAUGUAUGGUUACGACAUCAGGAGGUUCCAUCAUUCACUGACCAACAAUAAUCGCUGGAUCAGAGAGCGUAGCCAUGAAUCCUAUGCCAAAAACUACUCUGUUGUUUUCCCCUUCGAUGAGCCUCUGGCUAGCCGCAACAUGAGGAAGGACCCUUUCCACAAGGUGCUGCAGGAACAUGGCUGUGUAUUUCAGGAGAGACAUGGCUGGGAGAGGCCAGGCUGGUUCAACCGUGAUGGUGCUGCUCCAGUUCUAGACUAUGAUUACUAUGGAUCUUAUGACAUUCCCAAACAUAACAACUACAAGUACAAUGAUCUGCUGGGCAAGGAAUACACAUUUGACUUCCCUCCACAUCAUGAAAUGAUUAAGGAGGAGUGUCUGACCUGUAGAAAUGCAGUGGCUGUGUUUGACAUGUCCUACUUUGGUAAAUUCUACCUGACUGGCCCAGAUGCUAAGAAAGCAGCUGACUGGUUGUUCUCCGCAGAUGUGAACAAAACUCCUGGCUCCACUGUGUAUACCUGCAUGUUGAACAAGAGAGGCGGUGCUGAGGCUGACCUCACAGUCAGUCGGCUGGAGCCAGGCCUUGCCCAUCUGCCCCUGGCACCGGAGUCCGAUGGUAAUGCAUACUAUCUGGCUAUUGGUGGAGGCGUAGCACAGCACAACUGGAGCCACAUUCAGACGGUCCUGCAGGAUCAGGGUUUCCGCUGUACUCUGCUAGACCAUUCUGAGGACAUGGGGAUGCUUAGUAUCCAGGGUCCUAAGAGCCGUGAACUGCUACAGGAGAUCCUGGAUACGGAUCUUAGCAACGAGGCCUUCCCUUUCUCCACUCACAAAGUGGUGAACGCUGCUGGGCACAAGGUGCGUGCCAUGCGUCUGUCAUUUGUAGGAGAGCUGGGAUGGGAACUGCACAUCCCUAAAGAGUCCUGUCUGCCUGUUUAUCAUGCUGUCAUGGCUGCUGGGGCGAAGUAUGGAGUGUGUAACGCAGGGUACAGAGCAAUAGACUCCCUCAGUAUUGAGAAAGGCUACAGACACUGGCACGCUGACCUGCGUCCUGAUGACACUCCUCUGGAGGCUGGCCUUGCCUUCACUUGUAAGCUGAAGAGCUCCAUUCCCUUCCUGGGGCGAGAGGCAUUGGAGGCCCAAAAAGCUGAGGGGCUGCGUCGCCGUAUUGUCUGCUUUACCAUUGACGAGAAAGUUCCCAUGUUUGGCCUGGAAGCCAUCUUUAGGAACGGUGUUCCAGUAGGUCACCUGCGGCGCUCUGACUACGGCUUUGCCAUCGAUAAGACGAUUGGCUAUGGCUAUAUCCGAAACCCGGACGGCGGAGUGGUGAGUCCAGAGUUUGUGCGCAGUGGAGAGUUUACCUUGGAGAGAAUGGGGGUGGUGUACAAGGCCAAAGCCCACCUUAAGUCACCUUUUGACCCUGAAAACAAGCGUGUCCGGGGCAUCUACGAUCUCCCACAGGAAGAAUCAGGCUCCUGCAAAGCCAGAAUGUAACCUUGCAUUUUGCUUAGGCUCUGAGUCACGGUGAGGUUUAUGCACACUGGCCAGGACAGAGGGAAGAGGCCAGCGCAUUUGCAUCACAGAAAGGAUUCCAGGAAAAAAAGAAGACAGAUCAGCUCUGGAGCACUGAUGAGAUCUUCCACUUCCAUCAAAUGCUGGAGGGUGAUUGGUGAUGUCUGAGCAGAUCAGACAGCCAUAUCACAGCUGCAAGAUUACGUGGUUCAACCUUUUACAUUUCUGCCCCCACAAGAUGAGCAGCAGAUCACAGCUAACAGUGUUUAAACAAACUGUCUUUUGUGCCUGUAGUUUCCUACAUCUUUUUUUUUUUUUU